AGGAGCUAGACACUCACCACCACAGAUCAACUACCUUCCAAGCGAGUACCUCGGUUUUGAGAUAGUACUUGAUCACCUUCAUCACCGUCGUGCAAGAAUGAUCAGCACAAAGAGGCUUGUACAGAUGGCCAGGAAAUGGCAAAAGAUGGCUGCAAGAGGAAGGAAAAGAAUCUCAUUUGGUGUUGUGCCCAAGAGCAAUUCAAGCAAGAAAGUAGCUGCAAUUGCAGAGAAGGGACACUUUGUAGCCUACGCAUCUGAUGGCAAAAGGUACAUGGUUCCCCUUGCCUGCCUCCAACGGCCAAUCUUCCAGGAACUGUUGAAGAUGGCAGAAGAAGAGUUCGGGUUGAGCAUCAAUGGCGCAAUCACAUUCCCUUGUGAUUCUACAGUCGUUGAUUAUAUCAUGUCACUUGUGCAGAGAGACAUGUCCAGCCAGAUAGAGAAUGCACUGGUGGCAUCUCUGAGCAGCACUAGAUGCUUCUCAUCCUCGGUGUUGCCACAAUGCCAUCCUUGCCAACAAAUACCCCUUGAAGGGUUUUAACUGAAGGGUCUUUACCUUCACCGAGUAUAC
Molecule: messenger RNA, 568 nt
Organism: Nymphaea colorata (pocket water lily)
Lineage: Eukaryota; Viridiplantae; Streptophyta; Magnoliopsida; Nymphaeales; Nymphaeaceae
Product: auxin-responsive protein SAUR64-like
Exons: 1
Coding region: 98-538 (146 amino acids)
Biological process (GO): response to auxin
Source: RefSeq, a predicted model, not a curated record